Molecule: messenger RNA, 1312 nt
Organism: Sycon ciliatum
Lineage: Eukaryota; Metazoa; Porifera; Calcarea; Leucosolenida; Sycettidae
Exons: 2
Coding region: 180-881 (233 amino acids)
Source: RefSeq, a predicted model, not a curated record
UCCCCUCGUGGAUUGUCAGUCCAGUACCAUUGGCCGGUGACAUACACAGUGCUCAUGCGGUCGUGUAGAAGUAGGUGUACAUAAUUGAGCCCCACGUCUUAUCUUUCCUGUGUUGAUCAGUUACGGUUGCUGCAGCAGCUUGUAUCAAACACUUCUGCAGUCCCGGUACGAACCCCAGCAUGGCAAUGGCAAGUCACUGCCUAGUGUUACUCUGUAGCAUGAUCCUAAUCAUCAGUUAUGCUGCUGAUCUGUCCGCGGCCAGUGCACUGAGAUCGCCAGCACUGCGCCGGUUCUACGCCGCCGCCGCGCUACACCAGCGCAGAGGCUCCGGUGACGGCUACGCUCCGCAGAGCUGCCGCCCGACCGAGUUCUACUGCCACGGCGCACAGCACACGUGCAUGGAUGCGGAGCAGUGCUGCCCGGUGUAUUACCGUAAGUCGAAGUGCGCGUCGCGCGUGCAGCUCGGACCAGACGCCGACGGGUGCCUUCGUGAUCACAAGGGCGGAUUCGAAGUGCACGUGGCCAAGGUGGAAAUGCCUAUGCCGUGUAUGGAGGGCGCACUGAAGAAGAUCAACCUCAAGUACUACCACGAGGGUGUGCAGUACCGCGGCUUUGUGUACGAGUUUGGCGGCUCGUACCCGAACGGCCAGGCGCUGGACGUGAUGGAUCCCAUGUUCAAGUACAAGCACGGCGCUCACGGCUUCCAGCUGGUGAAGCACGCCGGCUCCAGCACCUGCACGCACGCGCAGGCCGUGCGCGCCAUGCACGACUGGACGGCGACGCACAGCUACAAGCUGCUGACACAGAACUGCCAGAGCUUUGCCAAGUACAUGGUGGACACGCUCCUCUCCGGAUGCGUUGACGCGCGCCCUCGUUUGUGAAUUACAGUCGACUCCUGAUGUAACGAACACCAUUGUGCAGGAGAAUUAGUUCUUUAUAGGUGAAGUUCAUUAUAACAGAAAUUCACUUAACACUGCGGGUUCGAACUGGGAUAUGGACGCUGGUUCGCUAUAAUUAUCACGAAAUUCGCUGUAUGUGAGUGUGUUAUAAGUGGAGUCGACUGUAGUCACCCGUGGCACGAGAUGUCCGCCUGCCACCCUCGCUCGCACUCACCCUUGCCUGGCCUGUGUCUUGACCUCUGUGUGUGCACUUGCGUGUGUCGCUUAACGUGCACCGUUCUUUUCGUGCACGCGAAUCCACGCUAGUUUUGCUUACUGUUGGUUCCUGUCUCGUGUAUUUCACGGUCUAUGCUUACAAUUAGCACACCAGCUCUUCAUUGCAAUUUGUCUUCAUCAACACUUUUAACUAAUGA